This is a messenger RNA of Porites evermanni, 4521 nucleotides long. The record is from the annotation of a GenBank genome assembly. Lineage: Eukaryota; Metazoa; Cnidaria; Anthozoa; Scleractinia; Poritidae.
UUUUUUAUCUUUGAAGGGAUUUUUGAGUUAAACGAAAGUCACCUUGAACUAACAAUAUGCCCAAGACAUCGAGACAAAUUUGGCAUUAGAUGGCGUUCAAGUAAGAGGAUAUGCACUGCUCCCAGUGAAUGGUCAUCGCAUGGAACUUUAGUGUCAGGGGAGAGAGGAAUAUCGUCUCUACAUUCCAAGCUACUCUACCAGCAAACCCAAGUGUUGCUUCCUGUAGGCUCCCGUGAGUGUUAAACCUGUAGUGAUAUUUUACAACAUUGCCGGGUUUAGAGCGUAAAAAAAUGGCAGUUUCAAUUUCCUCCACUGCCAUUUUUUGUUUUUUUUAAAUUCAUAAUCGGAUAUACCCCCGCCCCCUAAAGUCUUUAAAUCAAGAAACGUGUUACCGAACAGUUUCAACACAUAGCUGCAAUAUUUCAAAAACUAAGAGCAUCAUGAGCAAAAACAGAAGCUAUAAGAGUUUGGCACAGAUUUUCUGAGUAAUGUUCUGCAAUCCAUUAUUUUUUCCAGAAAUCUGCAAGCAAUGCAGGAGAAAGUUGGAAGAAGCAUCACAGUUAUUAGUAUUUCCCAGCUCAGAAUCGACCACAGAAGCUUUAGGAUCUAACGUAGACAAACCGGAAGAGCGGAUAUCACAAAAUAUCGCACAGGUAGAUAGAGCUAUAUUGUAUAGCUAUGGCAUGAACAUAACAGAUUAUAACCUUGUCCGAGUGGCUUUUAAUAGUUUAGUGAGGUUCAGCAAAAGGCGAGUUUUCCUCCCCUUCCCUUUUGAUGACCCCAGCCUCCUUGCAUACUACUCCUUUAUAUCAUGUAUUGAUGCGAGAACACUUACAUAUCAUUGCAGUGGUGAUAUGUACGCCGUUAAAAAAAGUCAUUCGCUCUACAGCGGCGACAUCGAGUUUAUAUAUUUUUCUGCGCUAACUAGUUCAUUUUCCUUUCUAACGCGUACAGAGAGAAGAUGUGGAGAGUGAAGAAGUUGAAGACAACGUUAGCCAGUCAAUGCACCAGCUGACCUUAAGAGACGAAUACUCUCAUCCACAGCUUGACGAAUCAGGACACUACUCCGAGAUCGACACUAGCCUGUAUCAAACGGACUCUCAAGCGAGCAGCAGCAGCGAGAGUUCUAACGGCGAUGAUCCACAAAUUAGUAGUCAAGUAACAAGACGUUCUCUGUUGAACGAUUUCUUACGUUCAUGUAACGCUCAUACAGUCGGGUCAUACAAAAAGCGAUGGGAGGCAGCCAGCGAACGUACUAGAGCAAGCCAUGUGUCAAAGGCGAAGUCAGUUAUUGUUUCUGGCCUUAACGUUAUUGCUCCAGGAGACGCAGGCUACCUCUGGGAGGCCGUGAAAAAAUCUGGCUCAGUCGAGAAGGUACUUGGCAUCGGUGAACGACAAGAAGACCGAAAAUAUCUAAAGGCACUGGCGGAGUCUUACCAAAACGCAUCUACCUGGGAAACAAGGCGUCAGAUAUUAUCAAUCAUGGCAGACCUGAUAACGUUUAAGCGUAUCCUAAACUACAUUCCAGGGAUCACCAAAUACCGGUUCAAAAUGGCAAGACAGCACUCUCUUCAAUAUGGGCGGGGUGCCUUGCCAGCCCGAGCAAAAAGUCCUAGGAUGAGAGUAGAAAAUAAACAGUUGGAUCACUUUUUGACUUACAUAACUAGCCCGCACGUGAUCCAGGAUCUUCCUUUUGGGCAGCGAUAUCUCCGCCUAUCUUCUGGAAAGAUACUAGAAACCCCAAAUGUCAUUAGGGCGAUGAUCCCUAACAGGCUAGUAAAGCAGUACCAGGCUUAUUGCGAGGAGACGAAUUUCACUCCAUUCAGCCCAACAACGAUGUUAAGAGUCCUGUCUGCCUGCGGGGCGACCGUAAGGAAGUCCUUGCAAGGGCUCGACUACAUUGCUUCGGAUGGCGCGAAAGGGUUUGAAGCUUUGUGUGGAAUAGUGGACCAACUUAAAGAGAGAGGUCUGGACAGAGAGACUGCCAAAAAAUGGAAAGUGUCUCUGAGGGAAGGCAAGCAGUAUCUGAAGGCUGAUUAUAAGGUAUCAGAUACGGUUUAAAACAUGGUUAACUGAAAGUAAACCGGAAUAUAUAACGAACUGCCACGAGACUGGCAAAAUGGCAAAAUCUGUUAACUUUGUCGUGAGGGCUUAAUUAAAUCCGGUGGGUUCUUUUCCAAACUAAUUAUACAAUUGUUGGGCAAGAGAACACCGUUCUCUAUACUGGCGACCGUCUUCGCCUUGCUAGGUGUGUACUUUAUUCUGCCAAAGAUUCAUAUUUUCUAAUUGCUUUAACCAAACUUGGCAAAAAUAUUGCGCGUACAAUAGAUGAAAGCUCAGAAACUUCAAACGGUCACUAAAUUUACUACUUUGUCUUUUUUGAAGGUUCAUGUAUCCGAGUCCUCCUCGGUUGCAGACCAUUGCAGCGGAUACGCUCUCAGCGAUAGUAAGGACGAUGAACUAAGAUCCCAAUGCUCUCAUAAUCAUGACAUUCAGUGUUCACAGUGUGAAAGUCUCAGUAAUGUUCUUUUUUCAAUUAAAACAUUCUUGACUGAGUCAACGUUUGUACCUGAAGAACUAGAAGACGUCUUGUACACGCAUAGUCAUGCAGUCCAGGCAAUCCACUCCUGGAAAGCACAUCAACUCAGGUGUGUCAGGCAAGAUACAGCAAGGACGGCGUGCUUGAGCGCUUUAGAUGAGACCUCUGUACUCAUAACACAAGAUUGGGCUAUGAAGUUUUUACCGCUCAAAUAUAGAGAAAACCAAUCAGAUUGGUACGGGAAACGAGGAAUAUCGUGGCAUAUAAGUGUCAUCGCAAGAAAAAUGAGAGGGCUUUUAGAAAGUCAGUCCUUCGUCCACAUAGUUGAGAAUACAUCACAAGACAGCUCAGUUGUAGUGCGAAUUAUUGAGCACACCUUAAGGUCGCUGAAAGAGGAGAAUCCUAGAAUCAACAGAGCAUUUCUACGGCAAGAUAACGCGGGAUGUUAUCACAGUUCUGCUGUAAUAGCAUCAUGCACCCUAAUGAAGGCAAACACUGGGAUAGACGUUUGCAGAGUAGAUUUCAGUGACCCUCAAGGAGGCAAGGGGGCUUGUGACCGAAAAGCCGCGACUAUCAAGGCCCAUGUCCGCAGGUAUGUAAAUGAGGGCCACGACGUGCAAAAUGCUGAACAGCUUCAGACAGCUAUCCUGUCUAAUGGAGGUGUCACCGGGGUUCGCGUUACUGUUGUUAAUGCUGCCGUUUCCGCCUGUGAACUGCCUCAAGUAAAACUCGAUGGUAUCAGCACAUUAAACAACUUUGAGUACUGCAAAGACAAGUUGACAGUUUGGAGAGCUUUCAACGUCGGAAAUGGAAGGGAGAUCAGCCAAACGAAAGUUCAAGGUAAAAAAAAUAUACGGGCAUAGUGAUAUAUAAAUGUACUGUAUUGGAGUGUUGCAAAUACUCACUGACUUAGUCAGCUAAUAAUUACGGAUAACGGGCAAUAUUAACAGAGUAUAAGAGAGUCUAUACUAAUGGCUACUAUAGACAACUCAGUCAGUUGUGUACAUGAUAAAUUAACAAACCUUUAAAAGACGCGAAAAACGUUUCAUCUGAAAUUAAAAAAGACUUCCAUUUCAAUGUUCGCUUUUUUAGUUGCUGAUGUCUUACAAAGCUGCAAAUUUACUUGCCGAUUUUCCCCUGGUGACUUUGUAAAAGCAUCCAAGGAAGCCUCAAAGAAACCAAGACCCAAUGAAACGAUGGCAGUAGAAGAAACGAAAGACUCUUGUGUCUUGUUCUCCUGCCCAAAUGAAGGUUGCAUCAAGGUAUACGAGAGAUACUCGAGUCUCGAAAGGCAUAUGUCGUUUGGCAAAUGCGAGUUGAUUCCGGAGAAAGAGACUUUGUUGGACAGGGCUAAAUUAACGUACCACGCUAUCCUUCAGGACGAUAUUGGCAUUGCAAAAGUAUUUGAAGGAAGGGAAACGGAGAAGAAGCACGGUGUCAGUUUACCUGAGGGUUGGGCAUUGAAAACUGCAAAGAAGUCGUCACGGUUUAACGAAUCACAAAGAAAGUACCUGGAGGAAAAAUUUGAGCUUGGACAGCAAACAGGCCACAAACAAAACCCUGAGAAAGUGGCGAGAGAUAUGCGUUUUGCGAAAAAAACAGAUGGUUCGAGGCUGUUUUCGAGUGAUGAGUUUCUUACCUCGCAGCAGAUACAGUCUUUCUUUUCAAGAUUAUCGUGCAAGUUGCGUCACGCUGUAGAGGUUAGCGACUCAGAUUUACAAGCUUCUCAGGAUGAACAAGAGUUUUGCGACACCCGCCAGGCUGUGUUAGAGGAAGUACAGCUAGAACAUCCCAUCGCUUAUGACAACCUAAACCUUUGCGAAUUGACCAAGAAAGGUAACAUGAAAACACUCAGCAUUGCAAUGCUGAAGAACAUAUGCGAGUAUUUUGAUAUCUGCACGGAAGAAUUUAACCCAAGGCGCAAGGCAGAGUACCUUGCCGCGUUAGGGGAUCUAGUAAAAGGGUGCGGCUGUAACGCCUAA